This is a messenger RNA of Macrosiphum euphorbiae (potato aphid), 1578 nucleotides long. The record is from the annotation of a GenBank genome assembly. NCBI's taxonomy places the organism in Eukaryota, Metazoa, Arthropoda, Insecta, Hemiptera, Aphididae.
AUGUCGCACAAGUCAAUAGUUUCAAUUAUACUUUUGGCAAUAUUCUGUUGUUCGGGUAUUCAACUGGGAAAUGCUGCGAGAAUAUUAGCCAUAGAGACGUUUGCUGGCAAGAGUCAUUGGAAUUUCAUGAGCGCCGUGCUUCGGGCAAUGACGAACAAUGGACAUAAUGUUACAGUUUUCACACCAUUCCUUGACGGUAAUCGCGAAAACUAUACAGAAAUAGACAUGUCUAGUAUGUUUCCAAUGAAACUUGGCAUGAAUAUAGUAAGUAAGAGAGAAACAUAUAGCAAUCAGUUUACGCCAAUUUCAUUUAUGAUGGAAUUGGGUAGACUAAGUUGCGAGAUAUUACACAAUAAUGAACAACUAAAUGAUUUUCUUGCAAACAAAUUGCAAUCCGAUUUUGAUGCAGUUGUUUAUGAACCUGGAAUAGUGUCGGGUUGUUUAUCGUACCUGGGAGCAAACUCAAAUUUGCCAGUGAUCCACACGCUUCCAAUUCCAAUAAAUACUUAUACAGAACGUAUCACUUAUGGCGAGGUCCAUAAUCCAGCAACGGUAUCAACAAUGUUAUUUCAUUCCGCUGUUCCUAAGACGUUCGUUCAACGGUUAACUAAUACACUUGUUUGGUUGUACACCAGUAUAGUAGUCAGAUUUCAAGAAUUGUUAAUUCAAUUAUUCAAUUCAAAACCUUAUGACUUAGCAACCAUAAAUCCUCCGUCAUUGGUCUUUAUGAACACUCAUUUCAUAAGCGAUAAGCCUAGACCAACUCCGUCAAACGUUGUGAAUAUUGGUGGCAUUCACUUAAAACCACCCAAAAAAAUACCUCAAGAUAUAUUAGACUUUAUUGAAGAUGCACCACAUGGAGUCAUUUUAUUCACAUUUGGUUCAACCACUUCAAUGACUUCACUUCCAAGAAAUAUUCUAACUGCGUUUAAAGAAGCAAUUUCUGAACUUCCUCAGAAAGUUUUAUUGAAAUAUGAAGGGGAAAUGGAAGAUAAACCUAAAAAUGUCAUGACAAGAAAAUGGUUACCUCAAAGAGAUAUUCUGUUGCACAAAAAUGUUAAGCUCUUCGUCAGUCAUGGUGGAAUAUCGGGAUUGUAUGAAGCAGUAGACGCUGGAGUUCCAGUCUUAGGAUUUCCAUUAUUCGGUGAUCAGCAUAGAAACAUAGAUAAUUUAGUUGAGGCAGGCAUGGCUAUAUCUAUGGAAAUAUUUUCGGUUACUAAAGAAACUUUUUUUAAAAAUAUAUUGGAUCUUGUUAAUGAUGAAGAAUACAUUAAAAAUGCCAAAAUUACUUCAGAGAUAUUUAAAGACCGACCAAUGUCACCAGAAAAGUCUGUUGCUUACUGGACAGAAUAUGUUAUUCGUCACAAAGGAGCACCACACCUAAAAUCUCAAGCUCUUAAUUUAACGUGGUAUCAAUACUUUUUAUUAGAUAUAAUUGCUGUAAUGCUUAUAUUUAUUUACAUUUUUGUACUAAUUGUUUUAAAAUUAUUUAAGUUUAUUCGUACAUUUAUUCAUACAUUUAUUCGUACAUUUUACGCAAAGAUAUAUUCAUCAUUCUCUAAAGUAAAAUCUGAUUGA